AUGGAAUCUAGCUUGAAUUUCAAUGACCCGUGGGAUUCGGAGAUGACAAUAGGUAGUGGUAGCGAGAUCGCUGUCGCAAGGUCGGAAGAUAUAGACGACGGGCUUGAAGAUGCCGACUUUGAUACCGCGUCCGCAAGCAAGUUUGGGAGUAUUACUUCGUCUAUAUAUCGCCAUGCCUACGAGAACGGCCGAAGAUACCAUAAGUAUCGAUACGGAGCUUAUCUCAUCCCAAAUGACGAGACUGAGCAGAAUAGGGAUGACAUCAAACAUGUAGCAAGCUUAGAGCUCACGAGGGGGAAAUACUUUUUUGCCCCAAUCGGUGAAACCCCUCAGAAAAUAAUAGAUUUAGGUACUGGAACCGGGUCUUGGGCCAUCGAAGUCGCCGAUAUGUUCCCCAGCGCCCAAGUUGUCGGGUGCGACUUGAGUCCUAUUCAACCUUUCUGGGUCCCCAGUAACGUCAGUUUCGUUGUUGACGACAUCGAAGACGAAUGGGUUCAUGGCGACGAUUGGGAUCUUGUUCACAUUCGUCAGGUCUUCUCGGCGAUUAGAGACCCCCCUGGAGUUUGCAAGCAGAGUUUCAGGGACCAAAGCCAUCUGAAAUCUGGCGGUUGGAUAGAAGUCCAGGAUUUCGGCGGUAUUUUGAAAUGCGACGACGAUACACUGCCUACAAAAUCUCUACUCUCUGAAUUUUAUGAAAUGACAAGUGAAGCGUUGUCUAAGCUUGGGUUAAGGUGGUCUAUUGCGAACGAUAUGGAAGAAGUGCUUAGGGAUGCUGGCUUCAUCAACAUCCAAUGCAAAAAGUUUAAAUGUCCCAUCGGCGUCUGGCCGAAGGCUAAGAGGCUCCGUCUGAUCGGGCUAUGUCUGAAGCUAUCAUUUGCAGACCUUAUGGAUGCUCUCGCGCCCAAGGUUUUCCCAACGCUUUCGAAGUCGGCAGAACAGAUGGAGGAGUUCCUUGCGAGCGCGCACGACGAAUUGCAAGAAACCAAUGCCCAUAUAUACCUUGAUUAUUUCUUUUGGUAUGCUCAAAAGCCUUUGAACUAUUAA
This is a messenger RNA of Daldinia childiae, 1044 nucleotides long. RefSeq lists its product as uncharacterized. The transcript has 7 exons. Gene Ontology annotation, molecular function: methyltransferase activity. The record is from RefSeq and is a predicted model, not a curated record. Lineage: Eukaryota; Fungi; Ascomycota; Sordariomycetes; Xylariales; Hypoxylaceae. The coding region runs from base 1 to 1044 and encodes 347 amino acids.